Ilyonectria robusta is the source of this 922-nucleotide messenger RNA. RefSeq lists its product as uncharacterized. Bases 119 to 715 code for a protein of 198 amino acids. NCBI's taxonomy places the organism in Eukaryota, Fungi, Ascomycota, Sordariomycetes, Hypocreales, Nectriaceae. The record is from RefSeq and is a predicted model, not a curated record. The transcript has a single exon.
CGGCGUUGUAAGAGACGCGACCCAACCGACCCGGGCCGGGAGUCGUUGAAUGGUCGACUGGCGUACAGCGCAUCAUCAUCGAUCCGCCGUGCGAUGCUAGCAAUACUACCUACGUGCCAUGUCAGGAUCUUGGCCUGGCCGGCCCUUAAUAUCACACCGCUGGGCAUUGGUUGGUGGUUGCAUCGGCCACGCAUGGCAUCGCCGUCGGUCUGUCAGAUGGGCCGCAUACGGCACGGCAGCCGGGAGUGAAUCGUCCUCUGGUUGUUGGGUCCGGUACGUCCGGUACGCAGUCACAUCAAAUUUCAAGUUCCUGAGCCUGUUCCUGAUCCAGCUCCUGUUCCUGUUCGUGGCCGCGGCCUGGGCCAGACCUGCUCUGAACCGUUUGUACCUUGCGUCUCAUUCCAAAACAGUCGCCCAAUGGCCCCCAAUCCACCCGGCUCAAACAAACCAGGUGCCGAAGACAUUCCCCGACUCCGCGAGAUGCCCUCAACACAACCCCCAGCCUGGCAUCAACGCCCAUCACAUCACCUCAGCCCUUGCCUUCGCCGCCCCGUCAGCCCCCUCGCAUUUGCCUCUGCGUCAAAGAGCUGGAACUCCUCCAACGAGGAGCCAAGGUCUCAGACACGCAUACAUGCGUGUAGUCGGUGAGCAAGAGCAAGAGCAUAGCGCAAGCCAGCUUGCCAGCCUACGCAGUCGAGCUUACGCAGGGCUUUAAGACAAGAUAGACCACAGCAGCAACUGUAAUAAAAAGAAAGUUGUCUGGAGGCAAUAGACGAAAGAAGGCUUGGGUGCGGUUCAUGUGGCCAUCCGUGCGCCGCAUCCAGACCGGCAUCGCCAACUUGACAUGUUGUCCCUGCCCAACAUUUGGCGUCCGGGGUACGUUGACAGUUCGUGUUCUUGAACGAACGGAGCUGCAAGGGAG